Messenger RNA from Salvelinus namaycush (lake trout), 2753 nucleotides. RefSeq names its product tenomodulin-like. Gene Ontology annotation, biological process: negative regulation of angiogenesis; negative regulation of endothelial cell proliferation. NCBI's taxonomy places the organism in Eukaryota, Metazoa, Chordata, Actinopteri, Salmoniformes, Salmonidae. The record is from RefSeq and is a predicted model, not a curated record. The transcript is spliced from 7 exons. The coding region runs from base 26 to 907 and encodes 293 amino acids.
UCCAGAACACUUGCCCAAGAUUCUGAUGGAAGCUCAACUAAUAGUGGAGGUCGGAAAAGAGAAGAAGACCAGGUACCGGAGUUACCAGCGAGGAGCCCUGAUUCUAGGGGUGGUCUUCUUGAUGUUAACGCUGGGCAUCUUCAGCCUCAGACACUUCUGGAGCCCAAGUCUGGCGAGGGUGUACGACCAACAUUACAAGGCCAUGCUGGACGGUAUGGAGACAGACAGUAUCAUGGAGAUUGACCCCGCCCACCGCAUUGAGAUCUUCAGGAUGGGGAACGGCAGUGAUGAGGUGCUCGAGGUCCACGACUUCAAACAUGGAAUCACAGGGAUCUGGUUCGCCAAACACCAGCGGUGUUACAUCAAGACCCAGACCACAGAGCUUCCCAAAGUGACAGAGGUGGUGACAGUGGACACAGAGCUACUGGUGGGUGAGACAGAGGGCAUAGACAUGCAGGUGAUGGAGGACUCCCAGGUGUGGGUGCCUGCCGAGGAGCCCAUCGCUAACCCAGCCUUCCUCCUCAACUCCAAGAUCUGGGAGAUAUGCCAGGAGCUGCCCAUCCACUGGAUCCAUCCCUCCCCCAUGAGAGAGGCUGAGUUCCACGAGGUGGAGGAUGAGGAGGACAUACCUGAUGCUGAGGUCAGAGGUAACCGCGUCGCUCGUGACGUCCUGGACCAGGUUCCUGUCAACGACUACAGAGACAUUGGAGUUGAGCUGGAUAACCGUCUGGAUGACCAUGGCUACUGCUGCCAGCACUGUCGUCGUGGUUACCGCUACUGCCAGCGCUACUACGAGCCUCUGGGAGGGUUCAACCCCUACCCCUACUACUACCAAGGAGGACGUGUCAUCUGUCAGAUCAUCAUGCCCUGCAACUGGUGGAUAGCCCGUAUGCUCGGGAGGAUCUGAUUGGAUAGUGGAACUGGAUUCAACUAUGUUUCAGCACAAAUGACAGGUGCAUUCAUUUAAGGCUGGAUUUACACUGCAGUAGGCUUAGUGUCUCAGCAACCGCAAAGAGACUUUAGUGCAUGCCAGAAGGAUAAGUGACAUUUUGCUUUUGUGAACACUUGGUAGAGUGUAAACCCAGCCUAGGCCCACCCGGGGCACCAGGUGGGUGAAGUUUGCACAUUUGAGACAAUUACAUUGGUCCUAAGGUGCAAACUCCGCCCAACUGGAUCAUUCGGUGAGGUAAAAUGAAUGCACCCCUUGCUACUCCCCAAUUAGUAUUGCAAAGCCUUUGUGAUAUCAAAACAUUUCUAGUAUACAAUUAUUACCCAUCCUAUCUUUGAAAAUAAUCAAAUCUACUGUCAGUCUCUCAUAAGUCUAAAUGAAGUUUUGGGAGCAUCUAGGUGAUUUCUCUAAAAGGCCUUGAUGCGUCAUCGGUAUGCUGAAGUGCAAUUUUUCUUUCAACAUAUUAAAUAUUUUUUAAAGAAUUUGUAACAGUAGCUAAAGAGCUAGUUUUGGCUGUUUCUCAAGGUGCUGCAUUUCUUUCUCAUUUCAUUUCCUUCUUAAUCUUUUUUAUCGGUGGCGUGUAACCGACUUUCUCUUGCUGUGUGGAGCAGACCUGGGUUCAAAUAGUAUUUGAUUUCUUUCAAAUACUUUGAGCUUUUGAUUGAGCUUUCCUGGAGUGCUAGAUCGAUCAGGGUUUGCAUUUUUGGUACUAUCCCGGUGGUCCAAUCGCACAAGACAAACACAGCUAAAGUAUUUGAAAGAAAACAAAUACUAUUUGAACCCACGUCUGCUGUGGCCUAUGACAACCAACAAUGUAUUUUAUGUAGAACAUACUGAAGUGCUGUAGCCUGCUCACUCUGUCAAGAGCAUUUAACCCUUUCUAGACUAAAAAUAAUAUAUGUCCUAUUUUUUGUGAAUGAUCUGUUUUGACUAUUGUUUACUACAAUUAGCAUGUUUAACUUGAAAUAUAUAUGUAUUGAUGAGGAGGUAUAUAAAUACAUAGAAAAAAACUAUCAGAAUGAGUCGACUAAUUAUAAUAAAGCAGCGGCUAUAGAUAUGCUUAAUUCUUCUAAUUCAACUUGCCAUUCUUUAUUUGAUGUAAAGUCAUUAUUGUUAUUUUAAGCAGCAUUGUUUUAACUGUAAUGGCUGUAAAUGACAUAAUUAUGCCACAGCUCAAUUACCAUUAUGUAAUGUUAUCUGCAAAUUUUUCUCCGUUGCUCAAUAGCUCACAGUAAUCAUGCUCUAAACAGUGAUUCUACCGGCAUAGAUAGGCCUACAACCAUACGAGAUACUGUAUGAUGGUUUGACAUGCUUAAGUUAUUAUCAAUUACAUGCAAUUAAAAUGUAUUUUGAAACUAAAAUACAUCUAAUGCUACUCAUAUCAAGAUAAAGAACUGACUUCUUGUGAGUCUUAAUUUGCAUUCAAAGUUACUACGGCAUCCAUAUUAGGACGUUUUGUCUGAUAACUAAUAUAAUGGUUUCACCUGACAACUGAGGAACUUCCUAAUAUGGAUGCCAUAUUCAGGUUUCUACUGGCUGAAAUUCCAACAUUGGUGGAAAAAAGUCCAAUAUCAUACAUUCAAAUGGUCCAAUGCUGCAGUUCACACAUCUAUUAACCUUUGAGGGUCAAUCUAUGACAUGUCCUGACUCCAAAAUGUAUUGAUUAAGUCAUAUGCCACUUUGCUUCAAAAGUCAUUAUACAUCUUUUGUACUCCCUGACGAAGGCCAUGCAGCCGAAACGCGUCGGUUUUUAAAAACUUUGUUUCUAUUGAACAUGCCAUACUAAUAAAGGCAUUUUAAUUAA